Molecule: messenger RNA, 1938 nt
Organism: Papaver somniferum (opium poppy)
Lineage: Eukaryota; Viridiplantae; Streptophyta; Magnoliopsida; Ranunculales; Papaveraceae
Product: U1 small nuclear ribonucleoprotein 70 kDa-like
Exons: 10
Coding region: 104-1507 (467 amino acids)
Biological process (GO): mRNA splicing, via spliceosome
Cellular component (GO): U1 snRNP; U2-type prespliceosome; precatalytic spliceosome
Molecular function (GO): U1 snRNA binding; mRNA binding
Source: RefSeq, a predicted model, not a curated record
UCUUAUAUUUUUUGUUUCCAUUCUCUUUUUCUCCCCUUGUCGAAGGGAGAAUCGCUAGAUGCAUACGAAACCCUAGAAAUUUAACUCAAUCUCUUAUAGAAAGAUGGGAGAUUUCAAUAGCAACAACAACGAUGCGUUUAAUCGCAGCAGAGAUGCUGCUGCAGUUCAAGCUCGCACUAAAGCUCAAACUCGUGCGAGUGUUCUUCAAUUAAAACUGAUUGGUCAGAGCCAUCCAACUGGUCUUACAAAUAAUCUUCUGAAAUUGUUCGAGCCACGAGCACCAUUGGAAUACAAACCGCCUCCUGAGAAAAGGAAAUGUCCGUCAUAUACUGGAAUGGCGCAAUUUGUUGGGAAAUUUGCUGAACCCGGAGAUGACGAGUAUUCUCCACCUGUCAAGGAAGGUGAAACUGCUGUGCAAAGAAGGGCAAGAGUUCAUAAACUACGGUUAGAAGAGGGUGCUAAAAAGGCGGCUGAUGAGCUUGAGAAAUAUGAUCCUUCAAAUGAUCCAAAUGUAACGGGUGAUCCAUAUAAGACGUUGUUCGUGGCAAGGCUUAAUUAUGAGACAACUGAGCACAGAAUCAAAAGGGAGUUUGACUCAUAUGGGACAAUCAAACGGGUUCGCAUGAUAACAUACAAAGAGUCGAAUAAGCCAAGAGGCUAUGCUUUCAUUGAGUAUGCCCAUACACGAGAUAUGAAAGCUGCUUAUAAGCAAGCUGAUGGGAGAAAGCUGGAUAACAAACGAGUCCUCGUGGAUGUGGAACGUGGUAGAACUGUUCCAAACUGGAGACCUCGCAGACUGGGUGGUGGUCUUGGAUCAACCAGGGUUGGGGCUGAAGAAGUCAAUCAGAAGUAUUCUGGCAGAGAGCCUCAGCAAGUAGUAUCUGGAGGACCAUCUCGAUCAGAGGAACCAAGGAACAGAGAAGAGCGCCAUGUUGACCGGGAGAGAGAAAAAUCCCGUGAAAGGGGGAGAGAUAAAGAUGUGGAACAUGAGAAACCUCGUGAGAGGUCCCAUGACAGACCACGAGACCGUGAAUCAAGAGAGGAUAGACACCGUGACAGGAAUAGAGACAGAGACAGAGACAGGGACCGUGGGCAUGAUCAUGAUCGUACACGCGAUCGGAAUCGAGACCGUGUUCGUGACUCUGAACGGGACCAAGACCGGGAGCGUGAUCGUGACCGUCGAGAUCGCCCCCGUGAUAAGGACAAGGAUCAUGAGCGAGAUGAUUCGGAGGUUGAUGGUUUCCGUUCCCGUGACAAGGAUUCAGACUAUGAUCGUGUUGAAUCAAAGCACAGACGAAGCCGGCAUAGUGAGAGAGACAGGGACACUGAGCGGGAAUCUGCACAUGGCUAUGAUCAUAUGGAGCCUCAGGGCGAUCGUGAUCGUUAUGAUGCUGAGCAAGACCGCUAUGAUCAGAUGGAGCCAGAGAACUAUGAAGAUGUCCGUGCAACUUCUGAGUCGCGUGAAAGGGAGAGAACCAGGGAUUAUGGUCGAGAUUAUGAACAAUAAGGGGCUGUAACCAUAAGAUAUGAGUAAGUCUACAAAGCUGGAUUGACCACCCUUAUUUCUCUUUUCUAGUUAUCAUGUCUAACAGUAAUAAUAUUUUCGCUCUUGUCUGGUAUGCAAAGGAAACAACUGGAGAAAAAAGACUGUAUUUUAUCCCAAUUGUGCUUGCAAAUCAGUUCACAGAGCAAGGAUUUUGGGUGUUCUGUAUUUUGAUUGCCUCAAACUUGUUCCAUUUAGUUUUCUUUUUCUUGAUAUUGGGUGUUCUGUAUUUUGAUUGCCUCAAAAUUGUUCACAUCUCUGUAGGCUUUUUUUGGUGGUCGUGGUUGUUUUUUGUUGUUGUCUUUAUUAGUGUGUUGUGUUUAAAUUGUUAAACUGAAUCAUGUUUAAAUUGUUUAUUAUGAACUUCCGAUGGAUCCUUCAAACUACAUACCACA